Anopheles moucheti is the source of this 1788-nucleotide messenger RNA. Its product is annotated as splicing factor 1-like. Gene Ontology annotation, biological process: regulation of mRNA splicing, via spliceosome. The transcript has a single exon. Gene Ontology annotation, molecular function: zinc ion binding; mRNA binding. The annotation marks the transcript as partial. NCBI's taxonomy places the organism in Eukaryota, Metazoa, Arthropoda, Insecta, Diptera, Culicidae. Gene Ontology annotation, cellular component: nucleus. The record is from RefSeq and is a predicted model, not a curated record.
AUGGUAGCCAACAGCAAUGUACAUAUGAUCCGUCAAGAAAACCAUGAAUGCGAGGGUUUGAUGUUUGCACAGAAUAGUAUUUCGCUGAGGUUGCUAAACCCGACGACCGCGAGUAGUUCUGCCACAUUACAGCAGGCUUUAAUCGAGCAGCACAACGGAACCAGUUGCUCUUUAGUCGGAUCGAAAGAUGAUAGUGGAGAAUUUGGUUCACAAUCAAUUAGCAAUGGCACCAGGGAUGAGGGUGGAGAAUCUUCCCGACGACGAAAGAAAAAAUCAAGAUGGAGCGAUGGCGAUCACCUCCAAACAUUCUUUCCAACGUUACUGCCAUCGACGCUGACGCCUGAACAGCAAGAAGCGUACUUGUUGCAACUACAAAUAGAGGAAAUAAGCUAUAAGUUGAGAACGAGCGAACUAAUGAUACAGCAGAAUCUGGCACAAAGGUCCCCAUCGCCUGAACCGAUUUACAGCAGCGAUGGUAAGCGAGUGAAUACGCGUGAGUACCGCUUGCGCAAGAAACUGGAAGAACAGCGCCAUCAGCUGAUCCAACGUAUGCAAUUACUGAAUCCAGACUAUAACCCUCCUGCGAACUACAAGCCGCCAGUAAUUCGCAUCGAAGACAAGGUAUUGAUCCCGCAGGACGAGUAUCCGCACAUCAACUUCGUCGGAUUGCUCAUUGGUCCGCGCGGCAACACGCUUAAGACGAUGGAAAAGGAUACAGGGGCGAAGAUAACCAUCCGCGGGAAAGGAUCCGUAAAGCAGGGUAAGAUCAGACGACAGGAUGGUCCGCCACUGCUAGGUGGGGACGAACCGCUGCAUGCGUUUAUCACCGCCAGCAAUCACGAAGUCGUGCAGAUUGUGGUCAACCGCAUAAAGGAAAUGAUCCGUCAAAGUAUUGAAGAACCGGAACAGCUCAACGAUGUGCGCCAAAGGCAACUGCGCGAACUGGCCCAGCUUAACGGUACACUGCGCGAAAAAGACGGAUCGCGCUGUAACAACUGUGGUUCAAACGAACACAAGAGCUGGCUGUGCCCGAAUAAACAGAACAACAUCGUCUGCUUGGCGUGCGGUGGUAUUGGCCAUAUUACGCGCGAUUGUAGCUGCAAGCAGCCCGGCCACAGUGAACCAUCGGAGACCGGUGGCAAUUGCGCUAGUAUGGUUACGAAAUUCGACGAAGAGUACAUGAACCUACUGGCGGAGCUUGAUGAGGUGCCACCGCCACAAGACGGUUACGGUGUAGGGACUGGUAACGGUAGUGGUAUCGAUACUGGGGGAAUAGAUGUGUCACGCGAACGUUAUAAUAAAUCGAAAAACAACAAAUCGCGAUCGCCUCCACAACUUCUGAAGGAAACACCUUACAAUCUACCCUUUCCCAUGGAUAACAACCCACAAACGUCGACCGGCGACAAUGGUUUCGGAACUGAUACUGGCAGUAUUUCUUCUUAUGCCAACAAUGGACAGCAGUCGCUUCCGUUGAUGUCAAUGCCACCUAUUCUACUAUCGCAAACCACCUCGUUUCCGCCUACACCGGCCAUACCGUCGUUGAUGCAGUGGACACCGCGGACAUCCUUACUACCAACCGAGUAUGCAAAGAUACAGACCCUGAAUCACCAAAGUGCUAGCGGCGCAUCGCCUGACAUAGACGUAACGGGUAGAAGUUCCGAAAGUUUACUGUGGUCGUGGUGUUCAUCCACACUAAACGGAUUUGGACUACCACCGCCGCCCUGGACGGCGCCACCACCACCAGCCAUAUCGCCACCUGUUUUAAUUCCACCACCGCCACCACCACCA